CUUUAGCUCUUUGUUUUGUGUCAAAGGAAAGAGGGUACGUCUUUAGCAGACCCUACCGGCGCUGCAAGAAAUCGGGAAAACAACCCUUUCCUGUGGAUACCCUACCUCCACCUCCUACCGCCAAAAGGACCAACAGCAUGAACAACCGGUAAAUAAUGGAGUUCCCCCAGCACUCCCUGCAGCUCCUGUCAGGUCUGCGUUCUCAGCGACAGCGUGGGUUCCUGUGCGACUGCACCGUCCUCGUGGGUUCCUCCCAUUUCCUGGCCCAUCGGGCUGUCCUGGCCUCAUGCUCUCCAUUCUUCCACAUGUUCUACUCCGAUCCCCCAGGGGCCGCUGGUGCCGGCAGGGCCAGCUCGGUCACGCUGGACGGGGAUAUCGUGACAGCAGCGGCAUUCGGCCUGUUGUUAGACUUCAUGUACGAAGGCGUGCUGCGGCUGGAGGCCCCUCCCCCAGCAGAGGACGUGCUGGCGGCAGCGAGCUUCCUCCACAUGAACGAGGUGGUCCGGGUGUGUAAGAGACGGCUACAGCACCGACCGCCACCGGCUGAGGCAGACAGCACGCGCCCGGAGGAGAGCGGAGUGGCAGCUGUGGGUGGUAGUGGACCCGGAGUCGGCAUGGCAACAGGAGCUGCCAAAGCGGUGGCCAUGGCAAUGUCAGUGUCUCAGUCUCCGUCAAUGCAGAGAAACCAGUUGGGCUGUUCUACAAGGUCAGACAGGAGGGUGGAGGUUCAGGCGCACGCCCCUCUGAGUCCAGACAUGGCCGACACCACCCAGCCGGGCAUGGACCACACUCUCACUCAUGUGGGUGAGCUGGUUACCCUCUCCUCCGGUCCCACUCUCAGGCUGGGGGGUCAGGGAGAGGGUCAGGGGGGCUCAGCCUUCUGUAGCCCCUGCAGCUCCACAGAGUCAUACAGUUACAGCAGCCACCAUCGCCAGCCCUCUUUAUCAGCAGCAUCAUCAUCAUCAGUGGUACCUGUGACCCAGACUGAUGGCUCCAGCUCCAUGGUGAGGAUACUGACCCAGUCCGACCACAGCAGCUCCUCCAGCCCAGAACAGGACAGCCAUGACCCUGUCUCUGACAACAAGAGCACAGUCAUCACACCAGGCAUACAAUGCCAGCAGCAUGGUCUCAGUAUCAACACACACCCUCAGAUUAGAAUACAGCAUCCACAGUCACUCCACCUCACCUCACCUCCCAACCUGAACCUUGUAACCCAUCAAGACCAAACCUCGGCCCUGUCCAGGCCUGAAGGGCUGCAGCAGGGUGGGUCAGAGAGGGAGAGGGGGGAGGCUAGUGAAUACUCUAACAUGGGGACUGUGGGAGUGGAGGAGCCCCUGGCAGGGAGAGGAGAAGUGGUGGAGGUGGAGCAGGAGGAUGUGGUAAAGAUAAAGGUGGAGGCCAUAGUGAUCUCAGACGAGGAGUUUGAGGAGAUGGAAGGAGUGCUGAUGAGGAGAGGAAUAGAGGGGAGAGAACGAGGGAUGAUGGAGGUAGAGGACAGGAAUGACUUUGAUGAUAAUAACCACGGAGACGAACUGAACAACCCCCACUUACUCCCUUUUCACCCCCACCACGCCUUACUCCAGAUGACCCACUCCCACCCCUCUGAGCCUCUCUCCUUCCCCCUCUCCCCCUCCGGACCCGGCACCACCUCCUCUGACGUUCCCCCUUUCCCAUCCUCCCUCUUUCCCUCUGUGGGCCAACAUUCUGACCAGCCCGUCUACUUCCAGGAUUCCAUGGGGAACUAUGUUGAGGAUGUCCCAACGUGCAGCGUCUGCGGGAAGACAUUCUCGUGCGCGUACACCCUGAGGCGACACGCCAUCGUGCAUACGCGCGAGCGCCCCUAUGAGUGCCGCUACUGUUACCGUAGCUACACGCAGUCAGGUGACCUGUACCGCCACAUUAGGAAGGCUCAUGACUCCAGCCUGCCGGCCAAACGCAGUAAAGGAGACACUGAGGAGGGCCAGCCUCCACACAGCUAACACACACAGCUAGCUGUAUACUUCUCCAUACUACAGAGAAUGACACAUUAUUUAUGCCUUCCCCCUUCCAACACCAGACAUCCUGGUCUUGCAUGUCCGUGGCAAUGAUCUGGGAUACUUUCAAAAUGACCUUCCAAAUGAUCUGGGAUACGUCAGAGGCCCAGACCUAGUGUGCAGGUUGAGUGAGGAUUUAGACGUUUCCCUCCACCAGGAUCAUCUUUUCAGACAUAGUGGUGCGACAGGUGGAGCGUGCCAGACAUGCCCAUGCCCGGGAUUGAGCAGACCAGGCACUCGGUCAACUAGCUGGGUCUGCAUUCCUGAGGGACCAGGGGCCAGUGGUGUUUUAGCUAUUUUAAAUGGGCCUUUCAUGACUUUUGUCUUUUACAUAUUUAUCUGUACCAGUUGUCUUACUAUGACCUCAGUGCCAAAAUAAUUUGUGUACCUUACUACAGGUAACUGCCAAAAUAAAUGAAACACUUGAGUAAAUAAGGGAUACAAAGUAUAUUGAAAGCAGGUGCUU
Messenger RNA from Coregonus clupeaformis (lake whitefish), 2499 nucleotides. RefSeq names its product zinc finger and BTB domain containing 3 (gene zbtb3). Bases 156 to 1979 code for a protein of 607 amino acids. Gene Ontology annotation, biological process: regulation of transcription by RNA polymerase II. Lineage: Eukaryota; Metazoa; Chordata; Actinopteri; Salmoniformes; Salmonidae. The record is from RefSeq and is a predicted model, not a curated record. Gene Ontology annotation, cellular component: nucleus. Gene Ontology annotation, molecular function: DNA-binding transcription factor activity, RNA polymerase II-specific; RNA polymerase II cis-regulatory region sequence-specific DNA binding; protein binding. The transcript is spliced from 3 exons.